AUGGCGGACAACUAUAAGCAAGUGAAAGUAGGUCGACUGAAACUCAAAGGAAUGGACGAUAGCUCAAGAAAACGAAAGCACAAGAAGAAGAAAAGAGAAAGAGAAGAUGAAGGAGAACCAUCUGAUAUCGAUGCACUUCGCCAUGGUGGUUGGAGAAAAGUUGAAUCAUUCGCUGAAGCUAGCGGUAGCGUCGCGCUGCAAACGUUUAAGAAAUCUUACGUGGAGGCCUUAAACAGUGGUUUGUUUUCUGUUGGUGAACCGAGGGAUGAUGGCGAAAAUUCACCGGCUCCUGUUGAAGUAUUUACUGCAGUGCAGUUGUCCGAUAAAAAAAUAGCGCUGAAAUCGGGUUAUGGUACGUACGGGACAAACUAAUACGCGAUCGAAGUCGUUCACAAGUUGAAUACCUUGUUAUUGUCCACAUCUUUUCAUGAAACUCUCCCAUUAUCCUAUCCCAAAUCGGAGUGGCUUCAUAUUUUCUAUUUGUAAGCUCAAUAGCAGAUGGCGAGGAGACAAAAUCACCAGCAAGUUCUCACUUGAUUCCAUCCACCAAACUGACAUCCUCCUCUCACAAGACAUUUCACUUUUCUUAUAUGAAAUUUCUUGAUGAAAUGUUUAUAAAAGUCAAAGUGUCUUCAAUUUUUAAGGAAAAAAACAAUUCAGUAUAGAUUGAGUAGGAUGCGAACUCAGAGCAUCCGAUCUGGAGUGCAUCACUCUAACCCCUACACCACCGAGGAUUUGGUGACAAAUUCCAGUUUGAUUUAAAUAUAUAACCCUAACCCUAACCCUAACCCUAACCCUACUUUGUGUACGAAUCAUUAAUGUGUCAACAUCAGUUUGGCGGAUGGAAUUAAGUGUAGGCCCAAGUUCUCUUGGAAUAGUCUAGUUUCGAGUUCGCUAUGACCGCUGAAUUAAAGAAGUGAAGACACAUUUUUUACAGGCUUAGCCUCCAUCCGGGGCCUCCAUCUGAAGUAAAUAUAUUCACAAAUUCCAAAGAGAAAAAGACCUGUUUAUUGCUCUGUCUAUUGUUUAUAUUCAAAUUUCAAACACUUGCUUGCCGGAAUUUCUGAAUGUGUCACUUUAAGUCGAGGCUAACGCUGUAUGAAUGUGUCAUUAAUGUUUGUAUUCAGCGGUAAUUUUUAAUUCGAAACUGGUCUAUUGGAUUUGCAGAAGAAUACCAGUGGAAGUUGAAAAUAUUGUGUAAGGCUUUGCCAUCGUUGACAGUUCAGUUGGGGCCUCAUCCCCUUGUAAACUGGUCAAGGAAAUUUUUGUUUGCCUUCAAGGUUAACCCAGUCACUUCCUUAAGUAAAUUUGACAAAAUUUCCAAUUUUAUUUUGUAAAAUGCUGAAAAGGUUUAAUUCAUUCGAAUAGUCACACUUCAGGAUUGUUUUAUGCUGAUUUCGCUACUUGCCUAGUUCGCUGCGUUCAAGGUCGCUACAUGUUCGCUACUAACAUGCCAAAUUUGCUGCCUCUGUUAAUUCACUGUUUUAAUUCAAACCGAACUCAGCUAAAACUGCCCAUUUCAGGUUGAGCAAGGCAGACUUAUUUAAAACAAGAUGUCCGUUCUAAAAGAUCGUAGAAGUAGGAUGACAGAAUAAAGAAGUAGCGAAUUUGGCAUGUUAGUAGCGAACAUGUAGCGAACUCGAACGUAGUGAACUAGACAAGUAGUGAAACCUGGCUGUUACCACAUGAUUUCAUCCACAGACCAAACAGCCGGAGCCACCUCACAAGACUCUAUCAUUUACUCUGGGACUGGUUAACUUUUUGCUCCCAUAUUAAAUUUCGACUUGCAUCACCAGUGAUCGAUGGGCAUAACUACAGAAUACAGGGCAACUAUUUUUAGAAUUAUCAUUAUUAUUUCAAGUGGUUCAGAGGUUCAUUAAUGAGAUAAAACAACCUUAUCAUUAAGUGGCUUGGUGACUCAGCACUCCCAACUGAAAAGCCACUGAGGUGCUGGGCCACUAAAAUAUAUAUACCGGUACCUUUCUCAUUCUUCAAGACUCUAACUUUGACUGACAAGCCACCAAACCCCUAAAAUAUAUACAAUGUACUUUCACUUUUUCUUUAAAAUGUAUCUAACUCUUUAUUAAGUUAAAUAUUUAUCUUUCUCAUUCUCUUAACAUUUGCCUUUACCCAGCGAGCCACCAAGCCACUUCCAUUUAAGUCCUGACAACUUGGCCCUGCAUUCUGUAGUUGCUUGUGAAUACAUGUUUGCACUCUUUCUUCCAAUGGCAGGGAAGUACAUGUCUGUUGAUAUGAUGGGAAAUGUCAGUGGUAGAUCUGAUGCCAUUGGUCCACAAGAACAGUUUGAGUGUGUGUUUGAAGAGGAUAAAGCUGCGCUAGAAACAUACAAUGGCUGCUUUUUGUCAGUGAGUGAUGAGGGUCAACUCUCUGCAACAAAGAAAAUCGUUGGAGAAAAGGAAACAUUUUGCAUAAGGACCAGUGCUGUGAAAGUGUAAGUCAACUAGUUUUGUGGUGUUAACACUGUGAGAAGUUAAUUUUUUUUUUGCAUUAGCAUACAGAGAAGUCAUCCACAUAAGAAUUGCAGAGUAUCCAAAUACAAAUUCUCCAAAAUGAUAUCCAUACAUUUCCUUAAAAAAUUAGUUGAGAGUAUUUGAGUUAAGAUCAAAGACUUUUGCCUUUGUGAUCAUUUUAUUCAUUCUCAUAGACUUUGCUCUUGACAAUCUAUAGAUUUUGUUAGGAGAAAAUUGAUUUUGGUCACUAUUGGGACUUAAAGGGUUAAGGCUCGCCAGCUGCAGCCCAGUCAAAAUGAACCAGCAGCAUGCAAUUUUUGCACUCCUGCAGUGUUUCAGAUAAGAGACAGGUCUUGGGUCAAUGACCUGACAAAGAAGGCUUCCUGACCUGACAGAUGACAUAUAAGUGUGAAGUUAAAUAUAACAAUAAAAAUUAGCUCGUGGUCUUAGUGACCCCUCAGAUGGUCUGCAUGAUCCUGUGCUUGAAAGAAUUAUUAACUGGAAAGCUGCUCCUGGUGGAAUAUUUUCUGCCUACUCUACUGUUUAAUGAUAUAAAUUAAAAUCCACACAUAGGCGUAUUGUCACCAUUGCCCACCCUUAUCAUAGUUUUCAAAUCCUUUGAAGCCCCAAGAGUGACUUGAACCAAUUUUCUCUUUCAAUGCAUUUGUGCUACUGAAUUGGUUUUCAUUUGGAUGGUAACCACUAGGGGUUUUGUCCACAGACUUAAAAUAUACAACUACAUACAUCUAUCGAUGGUUAACUCUAAGGGCUAAAGAAGUACAAACAAGUCAGGUUACUUAUGGUUUCUUGUUUAUGAACUAUUAUAUGUGAACUGCCGAGUGAAGAAUUAAAUGACAGAUGAUCAUCCUUCAUUUAAUUCUUCACUCCGCAGUUCACAUAUAUGAUUUUCAUAUAUUCAUAACUUCAUCUCCAUCCUGUCACUGGUUUAUAACAAACCAAUUCAACGACCUGCUCCCAUUUGGCUUGUUAGCUUAAUUGGUAGAGCGCUGCAUCGGUAUCGCAGGGGUCAAGGGUUCGAAUCCCGUACAAGCCUGAAUUUUUUUCAGGCUUUCUUUUUGCAACUGCAAAAGUUGCGUAUAUAACUGUGAUGAUCAUCUUGGUUUCUUGGUUUGUUGCAGUAAGGUGUCAACUAGCACCUUACCAGAUGGAGAAAAAGAACUAAGGAAUCACGAAAUUAGCUAUGUCAAGAAAUUCCAGAGUUUUCAGGACAGGAAUCUGCGCCUAAGUGAAGAGGACAACAAGAAACUAAAAAAAGCUAGAAUGCAGGGAACAUUGCAUGAAGAAAUGUUGAAUAGGAGAGAAAAGAUGAAGGCUGAUAGGUAUUGUAAAUAGCCUGUUGUACAAUGAAAUGUAGUCUGAUGACCAGCUUUUUAAUAACCAGCCUUUAAAACGCUCUUGAACCUCUGCUUGACAUGAAACCAUCUUUUUAGAACAGCAUUGUUUUGUACUGCAGGGUAGAAUAUAAAAAUCGUACCGGUCCCGAAAGUUCAAAUGUGAACAAUGUAAAUUUCUCUUUUUCAUUUUCAAAUGCUAAAAUAAGUUCAGGUUGAAUGGGCACAAUGUGAGAUCUCAUCCACAGACUUUAAAUUAAGAAAAUGUUUUUAUAGUGUAAUAAAACUUAUAUUACUUUCACAAGGCACUAUUUAGAGCUGUGAUAGUGGCUUGUAGAAGUACAGACUUGCCUCAAGGCGACCUGACCAGGUCACAAGUUUUUGAGUGGGUAGAGCGAGCUUUUUAGGCGGCAAAGUGGCCAAGCAAGCAAUGAAGUCUGAUGAAGGACUUUUUUUGUAAGUCUAGUAGAAUUACUGUGGAAGAGGUUUUAUUUGAAUGGACUCACCAUACUGUACGAUAUCAUGCACAGCUUCAAAAGUUAGAACCUGUUUAUACAUGACUAGUACAGCAUGACAAAUUUUCCAUUUUAACGUACCGCUGAAUAGGUCUCAUAUAUGAUCAUAUCAUAGGAGACUGUCUUCAGACUUCUAAGUUAAGCCAAUAUUGUGUUGUAUUUUAUUUCCUAGAAGAGAACCACUCUGGUCUUUGGCAAUGGUUUUUUCUAUUAAAUCAAUCGAUUAAAAAACUUGUAAGUUUUCAUUCUCCUGCUAGCAUGUAAAUUUAUAUGAUUGGGAUGAAGAUUAGCUCUCAUUUUAGACUUGACUGCUAUAAUUUAUUUUCUUGACAGUAAACUAUAACUUUAAGUUAAAACAUCUGGAGUGUAAUCAGGCAUUUUGACAUGACAAUGGAACCAGUUUAAUAAUAUAUUCAGGUUUUAAUCAGAUUGCUACCAAAAAUAAAUUCAUAUCCGCGUUACAACAGCUCCACACAAUUUAAUGGUUCUUUUUUUUAACUAGCUGAUUUGUACCUGCCCCCCACCCCCGCCCAAAUAACUAUGAGGAAAAUAUUUAAGAAACAAUAUAUACAUGUUUCUUUUUUAAAAAUUCAGUACGGUUUUUGUCUAAAUAAUUGCCUAAAAUUCAAAUGGAGUGGGUGGAAAAAUUGCGUAUUAACUUAAAAGCAUGUAAAAUCGUCGUCAAUUGAUAUUACUUUACACCGAUUACCUAUAAUUGUAACUUUACUUUGGUAAACCUCACUGCGGAAUAAGUGGGAAAAGUGCUAAUCUGCAAUAAGCGUAUAACACAUUGAAAGUUAUUCAUUGGGGUUGCUUUACACUAAUUCUACUUUCACUUUGUAAAACCAACGUUUUCAACU
This is a messenger RNA of Porites lobata, 5198 nucleotides long. The record is from the annotation of a GenBank genome assembly. NCBI's taxonomy places the organism in Eukaryota, Metazoa, Cnidaria, Anthozoa, Scleractinia, Poritidae.